Messenger RNA from Exophiala aquamarina CBS 119918, 492 nucleotides. RefSeq lists its product as uncharacterized. Gene Ontology annotation, molecular function: protein-macromolecule adaptor activity. The record is from RefSeq and is a predicted model, not a curated record. The transcript has a single exon. NCBI's taxonomy places the organism in Eukaryota, Fungi, Ascomycota, Eurotiomycetes, Chaetothyriales, Herpotrichiellaceae. The coding region runs from base 1 to 492 and encodes 163 amino acids. Gene Ontology annotation, biological process: proteasome regulatory particle assembly.
AUGUCUGGCGAGGCACGACCCAUCGACGCCGAGCAAUUCGCACUGGCAAUCCAAGACCUACCAGUGGAGAACCUCUAUUCCAAGGCGAACGAAAUCAACAACUCCAUUACCCACCUCGAGGGCUCGAACAGACAGCUUCAAGAAUACAGUGACAGUAUUCGAACCGACACUAGCCUGCCAGAGAGCACAAGACAAGAGGGAGACAAGGACUGCCUGGAAGCGAUUCAAGAGAAUUUGAUCGUCAUCCGUCGGCAAAAAGAUCGGAUCGGCCUGCUGAAGCAGGAAGUCGAGCGAAGAGGUGGGAGAUGGCAUGGGGGAGGAAGUGAAUCCAAUGGAGAAGGAGACGGGGAUGAUGCAGAGAGACCGCAACAGACGGCCACAAAUGGCGCUGCUACCACUGGGGGCAGAUUGACGGAUGAGCAGCUACAACAGCAAUUGCGGGAUAGGAUGGGGGAUGAUGAUGCCGAUGAUGCCGAUGGAAUGCAUCUGUGA